UCUUCAUCACCUCCGUCUCCCUCCUCAUCACUUUAUUCCAAAUCCAGCUACUAAAAAACCCCUUAUCCCGCUCCCACCUCCUUUCUAUCACCUUCCUCCCUCUCAAAGACCUCAACUUUGCCUCCACCCCCAUGGACGGCAACACCUGGUUCAUGAGUUCCCUCAACGACACCUUCGAAGAUGGCGAAGCAGAGCACCUUCUCUUUCCCUCCCCUUCAUCCCAUCACAAUCUCCUCUGCCUCUCCGGCAGCGACAGAUCCAACGGCACUAAAAACUCCUACGCCUUGGCACCACGCCAUUCCCUCCCAAAUGGCGCCAUGUUCUUCAAAGGUCUCACCUUUAUCUCCGACAGCUAUUACGAUUACGAGAAUCUGUGGCACGGGCUCGCUGCUAUGGUGCCGUUCAUGGCGUGGCACAGCACGAAAGGCUGCGAGAAGCCGGAAAGGUGGUUGCUUUACCACUGGGGUGAGCUCAGGGUUGGGAUGAGUUCGUGGGUGAAGAUGUUGGUCGAAGCGGUGAUGGGAGAAAAGGUGAUGAUUGAGGAUUUGGAGGAAACUGGGGGAGGUUCAUUCUGUUUUGAGAGGGCGGUGGUGUUUAGGCAUAAUGAAGGAGAGAUGGGGAUGGAGAGGAAGAAGAUGGUUUAUGAUAUGAUGAGGUGCAAGGCUAGGGCUUUUUGCAGAUUGGGAAGUGGGGGAGGAGAACGCGAUGGAAUGGUGAGGGUAACGCUUUUGAUGAGGAAGGGUGCGAGAUCGUUUAAGGAUGAGAAAACGGUGGUGAAGAUUUUUGACAGGGAGUGUGGGAAGGUUGAAGGUUGCAGGUUGAAGGUGAUCAGGCCAAAUAAUCUCACCUUUUGUGAUCAGGUGAAGCUCAUGACAGAAACAGAUAUCCUGGCCUCCCCUCAUGGAGCUCAGCUCACAAACAUGCUCUUCAUGGACAAGAACAGCGGAGUCAUGGAGUUCUUUCCCAAGGGAUGGAAGGAGUUCGCCGGCGUAGGCCAGUAUGUUUUCCGGUGGAUCGCCGAUGCCUCUGGCAUCAAGCACCAGGGACCUUGGCAUGACAGCAAUGGUGAUGAUCAAUGUCCAUAUAAUGACAACUCAAAGUGUUUCGGAUUCUACAAGAACGGUCGGAUUGGGCAUGAUGAAGCUUACUUUACCUAUUGGACGGCCAAGGUUCUCAGGGAGAUGAGGGAGUACAAGCUCACUGAGGAAUACAGAUAUGCACAGCAGGAGCUGAGAGCAAGGAAAUGCCUCUGUGCUAGCUAAUCACCCAGGCUGGUCGAUUGGAAUUCUUC
This is a messenger RNA of Dendrobium catenatum, 1291 nucleotides long. RefSeq lists its product as uncharacterized. Gene Ontology annotation, molecular function: glycosyltransferase activity. NCBI's taxonomy places the organism in Eukaryota, Viridiplantae, Streptophyta, Magnoliopsida, Asparagales, Orchidaceae. Bases 132 to 1262 code for a protein of 376 amino acids. The record is from RefSeq and is a predicted model, not a curated record. The transcript has 2 exons.